AUGGACUCGACUCAAGCAGGCGUCUCUACAGCCGCACCCGCCCCGGAAACCAAUCGAGGUCGAGGGCGAGGACGAGGGCGAGGGCGGGGACAACCAAACGCCAGGGGCGGAUCCGGCGGUGCUGGUGGCGGCGCCGUUGACGGUGGCGUCGAAACCGGCAGUGUCGACAAUCACCCAUCCCGGGGUGGACGCAGGGGACGAGGAAGAGGAGGCAGCAACACCAAUACCUCGAAACGCGGACAAGGCCAAAGACAAGGAGAACAAGGCGGCAUCUCUGCCCACACACACACACCACAAGCUGCCGUAGCCGUAGCCGUAGCCGUAGCAGCUCCUACGCAAGGAGAUGCGCCUCCUCCCACCACCGACGGCAAGGCCCCAGAGGGAGCCCCCAGUACGGCCGAAGGUGACGAGAUCUGCUUCAUCUGCGCCGACCCCAUCAAGUUCCACUCCAUUACACCAUGUAACCACAAGACUUGUCACAUCUGCGGUCUCCGCAUGAGAGCCCUGUACAAGACGAAGGACUGUCCACAUUGUCGGACCGCCGCCCCCUUUGUCGUCUUCACCGACGACCCCUUAAAACGCUUCGAAGACUACACCGACGACGACAUCACCAGCUUCGACAACAACAUCGGCAUCAAGUACGCCAACGAAGAGAUCGUCGGCGACACCGUCGUCCUCCUCCGCUACAACUGCCCCGUCAGCGACUGCGUCUUCGCCGGCCUCGGCUGGCCCGACCUCCACCGCCACGUCCGCUCCGUCCACGCCCGCAAAAUGUGCGACCUCUGCACCCGCAACAAGAAGGUCUUCACCCACGAGCACGAGCUCUUCGCCGACAAGGAGCUCGAGCGCCACAUGCGCCACGGCGACGACCGUCCCGGCGCCGUCGACCAGACCGGCUUCAAGGGCCACCCGCUCUGCGGCUUCUGCGGCUCCCGUUUCUACGACGACGACAGGCUCUACGAGCACUGCCGCGAGAAGCACGAGCGCUGCUUCCUCUGCGACCGCCGCGACUCCCGCAACCCCCACUACUACCUCAACUACGACGCCCUCGAGAAGCACUUCCGCAAGGACCACUUUCCCUGCCUCGACCCGGAGUGCCUCGACCGCAAAUUCGUCGUCUUCGAGUCCGAGAUGGACCUCAAGGCCCACCAGCUCUCCGAGCACGGAAACUCCCUCUCCAAGGAUGUCAGGAGGGAUGCCCGCGUCGUCGACAUUUCCGGCUUUGACUACCGCCAGCCCUAUCAGGAGGAGAGGAGGGGCGGCAGGGGCGGCAGGGGUAGGGGCAGAGGUGGUGGCGAAGGCGGCCCCAGCCGGAGAGAAGGUCGAGAAGGUCGCGAAGGUCGCGGUCGCGGUCGCGAUUCCAACGCCGAACCCUUGCCCCCGAGCUCCGCCCAGCCUCUCCGUCGUGACGAGCUUGCUUUCCAGCGACAGCUCGCCAUUCACUCCGCCCAGUCUGUGACCCAGCGCUCUUUCGGUGGCCAGCUGUCCAACUCCCCCGCCCCGUCUCCCGCGCCUGCGCCUGGGCCUGCCCCCGCACCUUCGACAUCACGUCCGCCCAACGGUGCCGGUAGUGCCGGUGGUGCCAGUGGUACUCGACCUGCGAAUGGUACUGGUGCUGCUACCACACCCGCACCACCUGCCGCCACUGCCACCGCCACCGCCACCGCCGUGGGAAACACCCCUCCACCCAGCGCAGUCGACCUCUCCUCCCUCCCGCCCGCCGAAAGGGCCCGGAUCCUCCGCCACAGCGCCGUCAUCGAACGGGCCUCCAACCUGCUCGGCCACGACGCGGCCAAAAUCGCCCAGUUCCGCAACCACAUCUCGUCCUACCGCUCCGCCCAGCUCUCGGCCCCGCAGCUCAUCGACGCCUUCUUCUCCCUCUUCUCCGACACCUCCUCCAACGCCAUCGGCACCCUCGUGCGCGAGGUCGCCGACCUCUUCGACGACAAGACCAAGGCCGCCGCCAUCAACUCCGCCUGGCGCGACUGGCGCGCCAUCAACGAGGACUACCCUUCCCUCCCCGGCCUGGGCGGCAUGCACGGCGCCACCACCUCCUCUUCCGGUUGGGCCGCCGCCGCCGCUUCCUCUUCCUCCUCUCCGUUGUCAGCACCCGCCCAGCCCAGCACCGCCUCGAACCAAAAACACUCCAACCGCGUCCUGCGUCUCAAGAACAGCACUCGCGUCCCCGGCUCGCCCGCUUCCUCCGCCCGACCCCCGACAUGGACCGUUUCCACAUCCUCCCCGCGACCUGCCCCCCCUCCCUCGCAAAAUACCUUCCCCGCCCUCCCUCCCGUGUCCUCCUCCGCAUCUACCUCUACCUCGGCCUCCCGAACCCCAACCUGGAUCGGCCCCAACACCCACAACACCCACAACAACACCCACAACAACAACAACAACAAAACCAGCAGGUCACAGCCUCCUCCGAGGCCUCGUGGCAACGCCAACGGGGCAGACGCCUUCCCUGCGCUCCCCCGGGCGCCGAAACCGUCCACUACCAUAUUUGGCUACGGGACAGGUGCGGUAAGGCGGGACUUUGGCGUGCAGCGGGAUACCGGGUUUAGUUGGGGCGGCAACGACGGCGGCGGCGAGGCGAGCGAGAAUGCGGCGGAGCGGGAGGAGGCGGGAGAAGAGACCGGUGGGGGGAAGAAGAAGGGGAAGAAGAAGAAGGUUCUUGUGCAGUGGGGGUGA
Sodiomyces alkalinus F11 is the source of this 2688-nucleotide messenger RNA. RefSeq lists its product as hypothetical. Gene Ontology annotation, molecular function: ubiquitin protein ligase activity; ribosome binding. The transcript is spliced from 2 exons. Gene Ontology annotation, biological process: protein ubiquitination; rescue of stalled cytosolic ribosome. The record is from RefSeq and is a predicted model, not a curated record. Lineage: Eukaryota; Fungi; Ascomycota; Sordariomycetes; Glomerellales; Plectosphaerellaceae. The coding region runs from base 1 to 2688 and encodes 895 amino acids.